CUAUAAAAGAUACAAUGCCAGAAAUUGUAUUGGUUAUUCACAAACGUAUACUAUUAUAUCAUAGUUGAUCAAUAUAUUGGAUUUGUUUUAGUUCAUACGGAUACCUAGUGGUAAUUUGUUGCAUAUUGUUGUAAGAAGGUGUUAUAAAUAACUAUAUGCACUUGCUGUUUGCAUCAUUAUCAAAAGAAUCAAAUGACAAAAAGAGUGUAAAAAUUGCAAGCGGCUAUUUCUUUACUAACACUAACAGCUGAAUACAGGGGCAUUUAAUUGCUUGGUCAAUGCGACACUGUUUUAAGACGUAGAUUUACCAAAAACAGGAAGCGUUUAGAAUAUUAUGAAAUAUUGGAGGAGGUAAAGAUAGGUCUUGAGUAGACAAAAUGGGAGAGGAGCAACUGGCAGAAACCGCUACUGCCUCAGCAUAUAAUAUAGUAGAUACAUCUCGACUGUCAACAUUUGUUAUAUCAAUUUUACUUAUAGUCUAUGGAAGUUUUAGAUCUUUAAAUCUUGACAGAGAAAAAAAGUUAGAAAAAGAGAAAUGUGAAAAAGAGAAACCUCCAGGAUAUAUACCUACUACUGGUAAUAAUGAAGUUAACACUGAAAAUCAAGUCCAGACAAUUGAUAGUUGUCAAGCGAUGUUUUUACCUUUAGGAGCCUCCGCAUCCCUACUCAUAAUGUUUUUCUUCUUUGAUUCCUUACAAAUGGUGUUUGCAAUCUUUACAGCAAUUUUAGCAACUGUUGCAUUUGCUUUUUUAUUACUACCCAUGUGCCAAUACAUGAUACAGCCAUGUGCUAGUGGUCAAAAGAUUUCUUUUGGUAUUUGUGGAAGAUUUACAGCUGCAGAAAUUCUCUCUUUUUGUUUAUCAUUUUUUAUUGUCUGUGUUUGGAUCUUAACUGGACACUGGCUGCUCAUGGACGCACUUGGCAUGGGUUUAUGUGUAGCAUUUAUUGCUUUAGUUCGAUUACCUAGUCUCAAAGUUUCAACCCUUUUAUUAGUAGGACUUCUUGUAUAUGAUGUCUUUUGGGUAUUUUUCUCUUCUUAUAUAUUUAGUGCCAAUGUAAUGGUUAAAGUAGCAACCAGACCAGCUGAAAACCCAGUGGGCAUGCUAGCCAAAAAACUCCAUUUAACUGGUUUUGUUCGAGAUGCACCAAAAUUGUCUCUUCCAGCCAAAUUAGUUUUUCCCAGGUAUUCUCAAAAUUCUAGUCAUUUCUCAAUGCUGGGAUUGGGAGAUAUUGUGAUGCCCGGUCUAUUACUCUGUUUUGUUCUCCGGUAUGAUGCUUACAAAAAGAAUCAAACAGGAUCAGCUGAGACUGGUAUUCCUCCUACACCAUCAUAUGUACAAAAACUCACCUAUUUUCACUGCUCUUUAGUUGGAUAUUUUCUAGGCUUGUUAACAGCUACCGUUUCUUCCGAGAUGUUCCGAGCUGCCCAACCAGCUUUACUCUACCUCGUACCAUUUACAUUACUUCCACUGCUCACAAUGGCAUAUCUAAAGGGUGAUUUACGAAGAAUGUGGCAUGAACCCUUUAUAGCUAGUGUUCCUUCUAAACAUUUAGAAGUGUAGCUAAAAUUCCACGGACUGUGUAACUGAAUCUUGUCAUUAAUUUAUUGUGAUGUGAGGAAACAAAAAAACAUUUUUAUUAAAAAAAAAUUAUGAGUACUGUAACCUAACCAAGGAAAGACCUUCAGCUGCUAAGUCGAGAAAUGGUUGUCUAAAUGACUAAAUUAAGACUAGCAAAAGAGCUUUUUAAAUACAGUAGUGGCAACAAUAUUUGUGUGCAAUAAAAGUGAAAAUUGUCUUACUACCUGAGGUAUGGUGUGUGAGGGUUACUUUGGUUUUAGCAAAGUAAUAUAAGAAUAAAUGGACAUGAUAGAUGAACUAAAUACAUAGGAUAAACUUUGUUAAAGCAGAGUUAUCUUAUUAAAUUGCUCUUCGGAGGUGGACAUUCUUCAAAACAAUGUUAAGAGAUGUAUAAAAGUUAUCAAGAAUGGUGAUGAAAAUAUUUUGGAUAGGUCUAGAUAAAAGGUUAUGGAAGAGUAUAGUUUAUUGUGUAAGGUCAUCGAAGUGUCCAAUUGACUGUGUAAUAAAGAAUCACAAUAUAAUAUAUUUUACAAUAUUGUUGUAGGUCAAUUUUCCAUGUAUCAUUCUUAUUAUUUGUUCAAACCAUGUUAUGUCAAAUCAUGUUUAUUUUACUGAAUGUGAACAGUACCAAUAGUAUCACAUGGGCAUCUUCCCACAAACUGGUGUAGCAUGAAUAGUAUAGGCUAUCCUUUUUUGUGUUAGCUCAGCUAAAGUUAUGCGAAAGUGGCGUUUUCUCUCUGCUCAUCUUGAUGUUGAUAUACUAAAAUAUUUGUGAUAUGUUAUUGUAACUUUCUGACGUGUAUGUUUUUUUCAUUUUACAGUUUAAUCCUGAUUACUUUCAAAAUCACUUAUUUAAAUCAUUUCCAUAUAUUGUAGGUUGUUUUGUCAUGAUUCAUCAACUCACUGAACAAACUAUAUAAUUAUAGAAAAUUCUCACAUUUUCAAUUGUUUAAUCCUUUGCCCUCAAAAUUAAGCCUACAAUUAAUUUAAGUGAUGCUAUGUGGAUUUAUGUAAAUGGUGAAUUACAUUGACAUUUGAUAUAUGAACCUACAUACAAUGAUUUUGAGACCAGUACUAUAUUUGAAAUAAUAUGUAUUUGGGACUUGUCUUUUCUGCAUAAAGACAAAUAUCUCUCAAUGUAAUUAGUUACAUAGUUAUAAUACAUUAGAUUACAGAUACAGGUACAUGGAAACUCAUAUUUCCAUAUCAGCUAAUGAGCUUGUAACCAGUGCUACAGGAAUAUAACAGUACUUGAUUUAAAGAAUUUUUUAUACAAACUUUUAAAGCAAAAUAAACAUUUAUAAAUGUUAAUAUUUUUACUGUGAAUGAUUUUAGUAAGGAAAAAUUUAAAAGAUUUUUAUUUACCCACUUUUUUAAAAAUUGAAUUAUGAUUUUAGGUAUGUUCUCAUACUAAAGAUUGAUAGUUUCUGUUAAAGUACAUUUUAUUUGUUUUUACUAAAUCACUCUGUAAUGCAUAUGUAGAAGAUAUAAAAAAAAGCAUUAUAUUUGGAUUAAAAUCGUUUUCAUAACAAUUAUAUAUCAUAAUUCAUAUAUAUAUAUAUAUCCUGUAUAUCCUGUUUACAUUAAAGGACAAUUUUGGUGUCAGUCAUUAUCACAUAUGUGAUAGAACUGGUUAAACACAUUCCAAAUAUAAUUUUAACACAAGAGAUCAUUGCUACGAUAGAUGCGUAAUGAAGGUUUCAACAAUCAGAAGUGACGAACGCAAAAGGAAAACACGCGUUAUCCCUCUAUAUAACUGACGUGCAAAUUUCUGCUCACUAAUAAUUCCUUCGAAGACCAAAAGUUGUUAUAUGAGACUGUUGAAACCUUUAUUACGCAUCUAUUAGCAAUAAUCUCUGUGUUAGAAUUAUAUUUGGAAGUGUGUAACCAGUUCUAUCAAAUAUGUGAUAAUGACUGACACCAAUAUUGUCCUUUAAUAAACUCAAGUUAAUCAAUAUAAUUUAAUAAUUGAAAAUCAGUUUAUAUUUUAAAAUAAUGUUGGAAAACAACAUGAAAAAGUAUACAAUGUGUGUAGACAAAUGGAAUGGGUGAGUUUUUGAUGUUUUUAUAUGUCCAUGUAGCUGUGUAUGGAAAUAAAGACAGUUAUUACCAAGUGUUGA
Patella vulgata (common limpet) is the source of this 3700-nucleotide messenger RNA. Its product is annotated as signal peptide peptidase-like 3. The coding region runs from base 378 to 1562 and encodes 394 amino acids. The record is from RefSeq and is a predicted model, not a curated record. NCBI's taxonomy places the organism in Eukaryota, Metazoa, Mollusca, Gastropoda, Patellidae. Gene Ontology annotation, molecular function: aspartic endopeptidase activity, intramembrane cleaving. Gene Ontology annotation, biological process: membrane protein proteolysis. Gene Ontology annotation, cellular component: lumenal side of endoplasmic reticulum membrane; Golgi-associated vesicle membrane; cytoplasmic side of endoplasmic reticulum membrane. The transcript is spliced from 14 exons.